UGGCACGUCAAUCAUGACAGAAUGUGACAUUCAGAUUGUUAUUGUACGAAGUAAAACUGAAUGAAAAGUUAACGAAAUUAUUGAUUUAGAACGAAUUGCUGUUUAUGUUUAACGAAAAUUUUUAUUGAUUCUAUUUGUGCCUGCUACAAUGUUUCGUAACAAAUUAAGAUCUUCUGUUAUUUGUACAAGUCGUGACUUUCAGAGAUGUAAACAUACAAGUAAACUAGAUGCCAUUCGAGAGAAAAUACGUGAUGGUCCCAGCUUCGCCGAUUUCGUGUCUGAAGACCGCCCGAAAGAUUGGGAGGAUUAUGAGGGCAAGCUGAAGAGAGAAAAGGGAGAGGCUGAGCGACUGAGACUACCUCCAUGGUUGAAGACUACCAUACCUACUGGAGCUAAAUUCAGUGAAGUAAAGAAACAACUGAGGGAAUUGAAACUGAGCACAGUGUGUGAAGAGGCUCGCUGUCCUAACAUCGGAGAGUGCUGGAGUGGAGGCAAGCAUGGCACCUCUACUGCUACUAUAAUGCUAAUGGGAGACACAUGCACUCGCGGCUGCAUGUUCUGCUCGGUGAAGACGUCCCGUCGCCCUCCGCCCCUGGACCCGGAGGAGCCGCGCAACACCGCCCGAGCUAUCAACCAGUGGGGGCUCGGGUAUAUCGUGCUCACCUCCGUCGAUAGAGAUGAUUUACCUGAUGGUGGUUCAGCACAUUUUGCUGAAACUGUUCGAGAAAUCAAAAGACAGAACAAGGAGAUCCUAGUAGAAUGUUUAGUGCCAGACUUCAGAGCGAACCGCGAGUGUAUCGCGACGAUAGCGGACUGCGGGCUCGACGUGUUCGCGCACAACAUCGAGACUGUCGAGCGACUCACGCCAUUCGUCAGAGAUCCCAGGGCUGGAUACCGCCAAACCCUGAAAGUGUUGCAGACGGCCAAAGAAGUAAAUCCUGACUUGAUCACCAAGUCCUCCAUCAUGUUGGGACUUGGGGAAACUGAUGAGCAAGUGGAACAAACCAUGAGAGAUCUCCGCGAAGCCGGCGUCGACUGCCUCACUCUAGGCCAAUACAUGCAGCCCACCAAACGUCACCUCAAAGUGUUUGAAUACGUCACUCCGGCCAAGUUCAAACAUUGGGAGGACCGAGGCAACGAGCUCGGGUUCCUCUACACAGCCAGUGGACCUCUCGUCAGGUCCUCAUAUAGGGCAGGAGAGUUCUUCAUCACCAGUCUACUGAAAGACAGGAAGGCUAAAAGCAUCUGACCUCAAGAUUAGUACAAAGACCCGAAGAGUUGUGAUAAAAAGCUAGUUUUGUAUUUUUAGACGAUUUUAGAAGUGGUGUUUAGCAGUGGUGUAGCCAUAAUAAACCUUAUCGUAUCAACUUUAGAGUGCAAUUUUGCAGUUCCACCGGACACGGGAUUCAAUUCUGUCUAACUUGCACAAAGACAUGUUUUUCUUGAUUGUAGAUAGUAAUAACACUUGACGCUUUUGUUGAUAAAGUUGAUUGACAACCAGUUUUAAUAUCAGCUAAAACGAAUCUGUAGCCGUUAAAUAGCAAUGCAUGUAUUGACGACUUUAUGUUGACUUAAAUAUAUGAUUGACCAAUGAAGCAAAUAAGACGGUUUUUAAAAUAGCAUAUUUUGAUACGCGUUACGCGCGCGCCAAUCUUAAAAAGUCGCGGAAAAUCAUCAUAAUUCUUUUUAAAUCAAAAUAUUAUUAAAAGCCAUUUAAUUAUUGCGAGUUUUUAAUACACGUUUAUACCACUGCGUUGUGCACCUAAUGUUGUAGAAUAUUGUAAUGUAUAUAAUGGAUCUGUAUGUCGCUAGUAAAUCACUCAAAGCUAUUUAUUAUGAAACUUGCUUUUUGUUUUUGUUACUUGUUAAUAAAUAAAUUAUAUCAAUUGUUUAAUAA
Molecule: messenger RNA, 1897 nt
Organism: Helicoverpa armigera (cotton bollworm)
Lineage: Eukaryota; Metazoa; Arthropoda; Insecta; Lepidoptera; Noctuidae
Gene: Las
Product: lipoyl synthase, mitochondrial
Exons: 8
Coding region: 149-1249 (366 amino acids)
Biological process (GO): lipoate biosynthetic process
Cellular component (GO): mitochondrion
Molecular function (GO): lipoate synthase activity; 4 iron, 4 sulfur cluster binding
Source: RefSeq, a predicted model, not a curated record